AUGGGUUCCAUUCCGACUGAAUCCCUCUUUUCAGAGCUAGCCGACAUUCCCCUCGACCCUCACUAUGCCUUGAAAGAAGACUUCUCUGCUGAUCCAGCCCCCAAGAAGGUGAUCCUGGGAUCAGGUAUCUACCGCGACGGAAAUGGAAUGCCAUGGGUACUUCCUACAGUCAAAGAAGCUGAAGAGAUUGUCGAUAGCCAGGGAGAUCCCGGUCGCUAUGAUUAUCUUCAGAUUGCAGGAUAUGCCCCCUUCUACACCGCAGCACGAGACCUGUUGUUCGGAAGCCUUGAUACAAAGGUAGAAAGCAUUGUCUCUGUUCAAACAGUGUCAGGAACAGGUGCUAACUCCCUCGGCGCCCGCUUCUUAUCGGAAUCCCUCAAGCCGUCUGCUGUUUGGCUAUCGAACCCAAGUUGGGUAAACCAUGCCAACAUCUGGUCUUUGGUCGGAGUUGAAGUCAAAUACUACCCUUACUGGAACGCCGAGAAAAGAUGUUUGGACUUUGAGAAUAUGAUCGGAACUCUGGAAUCACACACCAAGCCGGGAGACGUUAUCGUGCUUCACGGCUGCGCGCAUAAUCCAACAGGUGUUGACCCGACAAAGGACCAGUGGAAGACCAUUGCGGAUAUUUGCCAGCGCCAUGGAUUAUUCCCUUUCUUUGACAACGCUUAUCAGGGAUUUGCCUCCGGUGAUCUAGAUGAAGAUGCAUGGGCAUUGAGACACUUUGCGGGCCGAGAAACUAUGGAGCUCGCAGCAGCACAAUCCUUUUCAAAGAACAUGGGGCUUUACGGUGAGCGUGUUGGGGCUCUACAUAUCCUCACUGCAUCACCAGAUGCAGCAUCAAAGGUCAAAGGAAAUGUUCUGCGCAUCCAGCGAGGGCAGGUCUCACAGCCACCUCGGCGAGGAGCAGCAUUGGCCACAACAAUCCUCGCAAAUGGAAAGCUGUUCCAGAAGUGGCUCCUGGACCUUCGAGAGAUGAGCUCUCGUAUCAAAGACAUGCGAAAGGCCCUACAUGAAGAAUUGGGAGCUUUGGGCACGCCUGGAAAUUGGGAACAUAUCCUAACUCAAAUUGGAAUGUUCUCUUACACCGGGCUUAGCCCUGCGCAGGUAGAGAACCUGCGAGCUGAAAGCCACGUCUACAUACUGACGUCGGGACGUAUCUCAGUCCCAGGCUUAAACCACGGAAAUGUGAAGUACGUGGCAGCGGCAAUCGACAAGGCCGCAAGGGAGGAACUCGCAUAA
Molecule: messenger RNA, 1239 nt
Organism: Penicillium malachiteum
Lineage: Eukaryota; Fungi; Ascomycota; Eurotiomycetes; Eurotiales; Aspergillaceae
Product: Aspartate aminotransferase
Exons: 5
Coding region: 1-1239 (412 amino acids)
Biological process (GO): L-aspartate biosynthetic process
Cellular component (GO): cytosol
Molecular function (GO): pyridoxal phosphate binding; L-aspartate:2-oxoglutarate transaminase activity
Source: RefSeq, a predicted model, not a curated record